Penaeus chinensis is the source of this 709-nucleotide messenger RNA. RefSeq names its product histidine-rich glycoprotein-like. Bases 18 to 626 code for a protein of 202 amino acids. Lineage: Eukaryota; Metazoa; Arthropoda; Malacostraca; Decapoda; Penaeidae. The record is from RefSeq and is a predicted model, not a curated record. The transcript has 2 exons.
UCACCAAUCCUGCAGAGAUGAAGUACUUGGUGUUUGUGCUCCUGGUGGCUGCCGCUUGCGCUUCUGAGGUGGAGAAGCGAGAGGCGGAGCCAAGUCGUGCUUUAAGCUAUGGGCACGGUCUUCAACACCACGCCUACCCACGCACAUACUACCACCCUUACUACCGUUUCCACAAGAGGUCCGCUGAGCCUGAGGCUGAUGCCGAGCCUUCUUACCCAGGCUACUACCGCCCCUAUUCCUACGGCUACCACAACACUCCCUAUGUCCACCACCACUACAAGAGGUCCGCCGAACCUGAGGCCGAAGCCGAGCCCUCUUACGGCUCCUCCAACUACUAUCGCCCCUAUUCCUACGGCUACCAAUCACACCACUAUAUUCCCUCCGUCCACCACCACCACAAGAGGUCUGCUGACCCCGUUGCUGAGGCUGAAGCCAGCUACGGUUACAGGUCAUACCAACCCGUGUAUCACCACUCCUACCAAUACACCCCCUACACUCACAGCCACUACAAGAGAUCUGCUGAGCCAGAAGCUGAUCCUAGCUAUGGCCACCACCACCAGACCGUGUACCGUCCCCACCAUAGCGGAGCUCACUAUGGUUACGGUUACCGUGCUCACCACUACUAAGGUACUGGGUGUUUAUAUUCCCUGAAGCUAUCUGUUUAAUUUUGAAAAAUGAUUUAAAAGUAAUAAAACUUAAUGGAAAUGAA